Cryptomeria japonica (Japanese cedar) is the source of this 3564-nucleotide messenger RNA. RefSeq names its product disease resistance protein Roq1-like. Gene Ontology annotation, biological process: signal transduction; defense response. Bases 1 to 3564 code for a protein of 1187 amino acids. Gene Ontology annotation, molecular function: ADP binding. The record is from RefSeq and is a predicted model, not a curated record. The transcript is spliced from 5 exons. NCBI's taxonomy places the organism in Eukaryota, Viridiplantae, Streptophyta, Pinopsida, Cupressales, Cupressaceae.
AUGGCAUCUUCUUCAUCAUCUAACCAGGAAAAUCAGGCAUUUAGUGCUUUCUCUGAAAUAGAACCUGCCGGCAAAAGAAGGAAGGUUUCUGAAUCUUCAACAUUGUAUGAUGUGUUCAUCAACCACAGAGGCCUCGAUGUCAAACUUACUCUGGCUACUCAGCUUUACAAUUCCCUUGAGCAGUUGGGAAUACGGGCAUUUCUUAAUUCCCAAGAGAAGGAACUUGAAAAUUCGUUUCCUUCUAAUGUUGAGACAGCCAUUCGCUCUGCUAAGGUACACAUAGCCAUCUUUUCCCCAAGAUAUGCAGAGUCCCCUUGGUGUUUGGCUGAGCUGCUUCUCAUGUUAGAAAGCAAGGCUAAAAUUAUUCCCGUGUAUUAUAAAGUGAAGCCUUCUGAUCUCCGCUACAUACAAAGUGGACAUUACCAUGAUGCAUUCUUUGAGUAUAAAGAAAAGGGCAGAUACUCGGACAAGCUUGAUGCUUGGAUGAAAGCCCUUCAGUCUCUGUCAUUUACAGCCGGCAAAGAAUAUAACAGUGCUGGGGAUUGCGAAAAAAUAGUAGAAGUUGUGCAAAAGGAAGUUCAAAGGAAAACAUGUUUGCAUGUUGCUGAACAUCCAGUGGGGCUUAAAAAUCUUGUGAAAGAUUUUGAAAGGCGAUGCCUUCAUGAACGUGUACAAGAUUUUGAAAACCAGUACGGGCUGGGAGAAAGGAAGCAUAAGCCUAACAUCAUUGGCAUUUUUGGCAUGAGCGGACUGGGGAAGACAACUCUCGCCAAAGAGUUGUUUAACCGAAUGCGUUCAAAUUACUAUGGAGCAAGUUUUUUGUCUGAUGUGAGAGAACAGUCUAUGAGAAAUGAACUACCUUCUUUACAAAGUCGGCUUCUCAAAGAUCUCUUCGACAAAAAUCUGACAUUUAGAAGCACAGAGGAAGGAACAAGCUGUAUUGAAGAUUAUCUACAAAGGAGCCCCACUUUAAGCUUCAUGAUUGUUUUAGAUGACAUCGAUAAUGUGGUGCAGUUAAGUUCUCUACGAAUCAUGGAUAUCUUAAAGAAAUCGGAAAAUAGUCUGGUUAUUGUUACGACCCGUGACGUGGGUGUGCUUAUAACCGCAGGGAUUACUGUUGAUUAUAAUUUAAAAGAAAUGGAUAAAAAUGAUGCAAGGGAACUCUUCUGUUGGCAUGCCUUCAGCCAAGCUCAUCCACGCAGCGGGUAUGAGGUGCUGGUUGACGACUUCAUAGGCAUAUGUGGAGGCUUACCUUUGUCUCUUGAAGUUCUGGGUGGACAAGUUCGUGGUAGAGAUCAAGAAUAUUGGAGGUCAAUGUUGAUUGAAGUUAAAGAGCUGCUCCCACAGGAUGUAAAGCAAAGACUUAGAAUAAGUUUUGAUGCAUUAGAAGAUGAAGAAAAACAAAUUUUCAUGGAUAUUGCUUGCUUUUUUGUGGGGAAACCAAAGAGUAUAGCUGAAAGAGUAUGGGAGGGAUCGGGAUGGGACGCUCAAAGUACAAUGCAAACACUCAAAGAAAAGUGUCUUGUAGAAGAAAAGGUAAUAGAAAAUUUCAAUACAUAUGAGGGAGCUGUAUUGAGAAUGCAUAACCACCUGAGGGACUUGGGAAGAGAAAUGGCACAUGAGCACAGCCCUCCUCAUCGCCUGUGGCGUCCUCAAGAUCUGAAAUCCUUGGAAUUAAUGGGUCAUGAGACUAUACUCGCCAAAACCAAUGUCAGGUGUUUCCAAUCCAUUUUUGACGAGUCCAUGGGCUCUCAAGUUACAUUCUUUUUAGCCCAAUCAGAUAGUUGUGUUGAGACAUCAGCUUUCUUACUAUGGUUACAGCUUGAGGGCAAUUCCAGUGAACUACCAAGCAUUCCAUCAUGGAUUCCUCUUCGAAAAUUGCAAUGUUUAAAAAUAAAAGGUGGACGAUUCAAUAGGUUGUGGGAGGAUCACAUGCAGGUACCCUCCCAGUUGAAAGAGCUGCAAAUUUCUGAAACUUUUUUGAAAGAGAUCCCAGAUCUAGGAAUGUCAGAUACUUUAGAGAAAGUUCUCUUAGAUUCCCGAGGAUUGCCAAUAGCAGGUUUGCCUUUACUAGAAUCUCUCAAUAUGAAUCUUUGUAGUUUAUGCCUCAGGUCUUCCACAUUAAAGGGGGAGCAGGUUUCCACUAAAAGAGGCCAGAACAUUCUGCGUGAAUCUUUGGUUAUCUUGAAUUUCCAAUUUAAUGAGAUGGACUGGGAUAAUGAAAGGCCGUCCUGUAGUGCUGAGGGCCCUAUGAGUGGCCUUGAAAAGCUGGAGAUCAGCGAUGAAGACUGUGUAUCCAAGAUCUUAAUUAGUGAAAUGAACCAUCCAAGCCUUGAGUCUAUCAAACUUCAUGACAUGAAGGAACUUGUGGAAGUGGAUUUAAGAAUGAUAGAGACAUUAAGUUAUGUUGAGAUUACAAAUUGUAAAAAACUGGGAAGUGUGUUAGGAAUACCCAAUCUUGUAAAUCUUGUAGAAAUUGAAAUUUCUGGUUGUGGAAAGCUCGAGUUUGAGUACUUGUGUUUCAGUAGUAUGAGGUGUCUGGAGAGGAUAAAAUUUGAUAGAAAUGUGAUGCUGAAAUGCUUUGUGCUGAACGAUUGUCAAAAUUUAAAAACAGCACAGUUUUGUUGUCAAAAGCUUGUAGAAUUAAGCAUCCGUGACUGUCCUGAGAUCGUGGAGAUCCCAGCUUUUGUAGGUCCAAGUUGCCUCAAGAGGAUUUUAAUUGAUAGAUGUGGAAAGUUAGAAUAUCUCCAAUUGAAUGGUUGUCAUAAUUUGAAGAGUGUGUCAGGUAACUUUGAGAUUAGACGGUUGUGUAUUAGUGAUUGUCCUGAGCUGGAGGAAUUGCCAGAUCUUGCCACACUCAUCAGUCUGUCUCUACAAAGAUGCAAAGAUUUGCAAAUAGUAGCAGGAAUCUGUGACCAUAUGGAGCUUAGAGAGCUAAUUAUUAGCGACUGUCCAGAGCUUGAGGAGUUGCCAAAUCUUUUCAGACUGAGCUACUUGGAGAGAAUUGUUAUCGACUCCUGUGAGAAUCUACAUAGCAUAUCAGGCAUUGAAGACCUCCAUCUACCAAAAUAUAUGAAACUUUGUUACUGCAGCAAUGCAGUAAUACGGAAUUGCAUUCAUAAGUUGAAGGGUGUCCCAUCGGAGGUAAUGUAUAUGCUUGGAAAACCAGUGGACGGAGCAGAGUCCUCUUUAAAUGAAUGUCUGUUUUCUGAUGCUAACAUUGGCGUCGAUGGAGUGAUUGAAAGUGGUGCUUGUCCAAACUGGUUAGAAUUGAGUUUCGUUAUUGGAUGCUUUGUUGUUGUGGUUGAUAGCCAUACUUCAGUAGAGGAUAUAAAUGCAUCACUUGAUCCCAACUAUGGGCUUAAGGUGCGUGAAGGAGAAUGGAUAAUUACAAUGGUAGCAUCUGCUAAUUUGACCUGUUAUUGUUGUAAUUAUAUGGAAAUUUCAAAUGCGCUGAGGAGGCAUGGAAUAAUGAAGAAGGGGUUUCGGUUGGAGGUGAAGAAAGGUGAAGAGGGGAAAAGUUUGAGUGUGCUACAUACAAUUGUUGAUACUUUAUAUUUAUGA